This is a messenger RNA of Melospiza georgiana, 1996 nucleotides long. It is a transcript of the gene SGMS2, whose product is annotated as sphingomyelin synthase 2. Gene Ontology annotation, biological process: ceramide biosynthetic process; sphingomyelin biosynthetic process. Bases 227 to 1324 code for a protein of 365 amino acids. Gene Ontology annotation, cellular component: endoplasmic reticulum membrane; Golgi membrane. Lineage: Eukaryota; Metazoa; Chordata; Aves; Passeriformes; Passerellidae. Gene Ontology annotation, molecular function: ceramide cholinephosphotransferase activity; sphingomyelin synthase activity. The transcript has 6 exons. The record is from RefSeq and is a predicted model, not a curated record.
GGACGAUCUGCCAGCAGUGCAAGAUUUUGCAUAUACAGCUGAGUAGAUUAUUCAGCUCUAGAAGAAAGAUUUGUCUUCACAAAUUCCUUUGAAAGCACAAUGGAUGCAUUUUAGAGUUCUACAGAAGUCAUCUAGGAACAAGAACAUUGGACUUUGAGGAAUAACAGAGUUCAGAGAGCCCAGAAAUUGGUCACUAAUAAAGCCUCUUUGGCCAUACAGCUUGGAAAUGAAUACCAUUGAGACAGCAAAGCUUGAAGAGCACAUGGAGGGUCAGCCAAAUGAGACUUCUAAUGGCUACUCACGACCUACUCUCUCAGUCAGUGAAGAGAACAAAAAUGGCACUAGCAAACCAAAGGGCUUGUCUAAUGGCUUGCGAAAAACAGCAAAGAAGUAUCCUGAUUACAUCCAGAUUGCUAUGCCUGCUGAAUCCAGGAACAAAUUCCCUCUGGAAUGGUGGAAAACAGGCAUUGCCUUUGUCUAUGCUCUCUUCAACUUGAUUUUAACAACUGUCAUGAUCACUGUGGUCCAUGAGAGAGUACCUCCAAAGGAGCUAAGCCCUCCCUUGCCUGACAAAUUUUUUGAUUACAUUGAUCGUGUGAAAUGGGCUUUUUCUGUAUCAGAAAUAAAUGGAAUGAUACUACUUGGAUUAUGGAUAUUCCAGUGGUUGUUUCUUAGAUACAAAUCAAUAGUGGGACGCAGGUUCUUUUUUAUAAUAGGAACUUUGUAUCUGUACCGCUGUAUUACCAUGUACGUUACCACCUUACCUGUGCCUGGAAUGCAUUUUCAGUGUGCACCAAAGUUGAAUGGAGACUCUCAGGCAAAGGUUCAGAGAAUCCUGCGACUGAUUUCUGGUGGUGGUCUAUCCAUAACUGGAUCCCACAUCCUGUGUGGAGACUUCCUGUUUAGUGGACACACUGUAGUAUUAACGCUGGUCUAUCUGUUCAUCAAAGAGUAUUCACCACGUAAUUUCUGGUGGUAUCACUUGAUCUGCUGGCUGAUGAGUGCUGCUGGCAUCAUUUGUAUCCUGGUUGCUCAUGAGCACUAUACCGUAGAUGUCAUCAUUGCCUACUAUAUCACCACACGGCUCUUCUGGUGGUACCACUCCAUGGCUAAUGAAAAGACUUUAAAGGUGUCUUCGCAGACGAAUUUUCUCUCUCGAGCAUGGUGGUAUCCAAUAUUUUAUUUCUUCGAGAAGAAUGUGCAAGGCUCUGUUCCUUGCAGUUUUUCCUGGCCAAUAUCUUGGCCUCCCAGCUGCUUCAAAUCUUCAUGCAAAAAGUAUUCGCGGGUUCAGAAGACAGGAGAGGACAAUGAAAAAUCUACCUGAAGAAAAGAAGAAAAGCAUCUGCUCUGUUUUUUUUCAUUUUAGAUUUUUUUUUACCAAAACAUUAAUGCUGUAACCAAAGUUCUUAAGAAGACUGUAACUGAAGAAGUGGACCAAGCUUCUGUGCAAUUGAUGAAAAGACAAUUGUAGACAUAUAUAUUGCAUUUCAGAUGUUUUCUUCUCAUCUGGCUGUACAGACCUAUUCUACUCUUCAGUGCUGAUGAAAAGCACCACUGAUGGGAUUUUUUUUAAUUAAAGGAAAAAAUGGAGCAGGAUUGUGCUUUAUUAAUGAGAUAGAGGUGCCAAAGACCACAGUCACACUUCCAUUACUAUCACUCAUCUAUCACUCAUCCACAGAAGCACCCAAAAGUCUCCUCUUCAGAGCUCUGCAGUGCGUAAGGGCAAAAACAUUCUAACAUGUAAGCGCACGAUAUUGGCAUACUGAGGUGUAUAAAAAAAUAACACAAUUGUGGGAAGUGGUUUGUUGCAUUAUUCUUGUAAUGAAGGUAAGGCCUUUGUGUGAAUGGUACAGCUAGAAGCAAGUCUGGCUUUUUUACACACUGUGGGUAUGAAUAUCUUAGGACCCUAAAAUACUACUUACCACUGUUAACUCCCAUGUAUUCUACUAUAUACCAAUUUUUACAUUUUUAUUAGUAAUUUUAUAUUUAAAUGGUU